Molecule: messenger RNA, 723 nt
Organism: Cricetulus griseus (Chinese hamster)
Lineage: Eukaryota; Metazoa; Chordata; Mammalia; Rodentia; Cricetidae
Source: RefSeq, a predicted model, not a curated record
AUGACCACUUUUAAGAGCUUUAAGUCACUUGUCCAGCUGCAACACAAAGAAGGGACCUUAUUUGAAGUUGUUGGAGACUCCAGCAAGCUGCCCAAGUGGUUCCAUACCAAGUAUCUAGGUGAUCCAAAAGCAAUGUACGUGGAUGCUUGGCUCCUGGAAGUGAUGUUUGGUAGGGAUGGAGAGUACAUUCCUCGUGUUGAGAGUGAGUCAUGUACCUUGUUGCUUCAAGUGAACCAGUGGGAACCUGAAGAGGAAGCUGAGAUUUUCAUAUUCGGGCCUCCUUAUUACCAAAAGCAUGUUUUACAGAUGAUCUCAAACUUGGUUGACUAUUUCUCAACAAUGCAAGAGGAGGACCUUUCUCAAGAGAUUGAGACCCAGUGUCUUCCUGGGGAGGUUCUGGAGGCUGCCCCCCCCCCGACUCCUAUGGAGGUCCAUGAGACUGCCACCCAGCCUGCUCCCAUGGAGGUCGGUGAUGUUGUCACCCAGAAGACUCCCAUGGAGGUCGGUGAUGUUGCCACCCAGAAGACUCCCAUGGAGAUCGGGGAUACUGCUGCCCAGCAGGCUCCCCUGGAAGUCAGUGAUGAUGCUACCCAGCUUGCUCCAGUGGAGGUCGGUAAUACUCCUACGCAGCUGGCUCUCAUGGUAGACCACGAGGCUUCCACCCAGCAGGAUCAUGUGGAGGCUAGUGAAGCUGCCACCAAGCACACUUCAGUCUCCCAUUGA